Messenger RNA from Penicillium subrubescens, 1461 nucleotides. RefSeq names its product 3-dehydrosphinganine reductase (gene ksrA). The transcript is spliced from 3 exons. Gene Ontology annotation, molecular function: 3-dehydrosphinganine reductase activity. The annotation marks the transcript as partial. The record is from RefSeq and is a predicted model, not a curated record. Gene Ontology annotation, cellular component: endoplasmic reticulum membrane. Gene Ontology annotation, biological process: sphingolipid biosynthetic process. NCBI's taxonomy places the organism in Eukaryota, Fungi, Ascomycota, Eurotiomycetes, Eurotiales, Aspergillaceae.
UACCACGAGGCUACGAGUAUCAACGCUCCUGCCAGCUUCGGAAUCAGCUACAUUGAGGGACAGCAACUUCCCCAGUCAGUCCCAAUCACACGCCCCAGUCUUGUUUUUGUGUUGUUCUCCUCUUCUUUCCCUUUCCUCAUGCCUCAUCUACCCUCAUUCACUCCCCCAUAUAAUAUCUCCACCCCUUUACUCGGAGUAUCAAUACUGGUCUGCACCGCCAUUGCCUAUUCGAUAGCCAAAAUGUUCGGAUUCGGUCGCAAGAACGAGUUCCCCGUCGAGGGUCGAACUGUCGUGAUUACUGGUGGAUCUGAUGGCAUGGGUCGUGCUCUCGCCAUCCAGCUCGCCGCCAAGGGCGCUCAUGUCGUUGUGGUUGCUCGAACUGUCUCCAAGCUUCAGGGCACUGUUGAAGCGCUCAAGAGCUGUGCCCGGAACCCCGUGAAGCAGCGGUUCCUUUACAUCAGCGCGGAUCUGAUUGAUAGCGCUGAAUGUGAGCGUGUGGUCGCCGAAGUCACUGCUUGGAACGACGGAUGCGCCCCUGAUGUCGUCUUUUGCUGUGCCGGCUUCUGCCACCCUGGUUUCUUCACCGAUGUGCCCCUUUCGGUCCAGCGCCAGCAGAUGGACACUGUCUACUGGACUGCCGCCAACAUGGCUCAUGCCACUCUCCGCAACUGGUUGACGCCCGUUUCCCCCAGUGAGCAGAUCAAGAACCCUCGUCGGCAUUUCAUCUUUACUUGCUCUACCCUGGCAUUCGUUCCAAUCGCUGGUUAUGGUCCUUACUCGCCGGCCAAGGCCGCCAUUCGCUCUCUGUCUGAUACCCUCAGCCAGGAGAUUGAGAUGUACAACGGAGCCUACAACCAGCGACACCGCAACGCGGCUCCUGCUGCCGAUAUCAAGAUUCACACUGUCUUCCCCAUGGGUAUUCUCAGCCCCGGAUUCGACAACGAGCAGAAGAUUAAGCCUGAUUUGACCAAGAAGCUCGAGGAGGCCGACAAGCCCCAGAGUCCCGAGGAGGUCGCCCGGAUUACCAUCAACGCCCUGGAGCGUGGCGAGUACCUUAUCACCACCAUGUUUGUGGGUAACAUCAUGAAAGGAACUGCUCUUGGAGCCAGUCCUCGCAAUGCAAUUGUUGGCGAUACCCUUCUCAGCUGGCUUAGCAACCUGGUCUUCCUUCAGGUUAUCCCUGACCUUCGCAACAAAGCAUUCAACUGGGGCAAGUCCAACGGACUUCCCAAGCCUUCGGCCCAAGACCAGGCCUCGUCCUAAUUGUCACGAACGGAAUGUUUUUGUUCCCGACUCGCUAAUCGGUGCUUGUACUAUACCCUGCAUGUUGCCUACAAGGCUCUUUUCCCUCGUUCGGUCUGAUUGAGACGUUACGCUCUCUUUGUCCGAGUGCGAUCGGGCACUUCUAUUAUUAGUUUUAGUGUAUGAAUCUGUCUUCUAAUUCUUUCAAUUCAUUUUGGC